Molecule: messenger RNA, 309 nt
Organism: Beauveria bassiana ARSEF 2860
Lineage: Eukaryota; Fungi; Ascomycota; Sordariomycetes; Hypocreales; Cordycipitaceae
Exons: 3
Coding region: 1-309 (102 amino acids)
Source: RefSeq, a predicted model, not a curated record
AUGACAUGUUUCCCAACAGCGACAUGUUCAGUAGAGCUGCACGUUAUGUGCGUGAUUAUGCCGUCACAGUUUCAGCCAGCCACAUUUACACCACAUUCAUCAACGAUCUUCGAGCGCAUCCUCAAGGCUACCCCCGAGGACCCCAUCCUCAGCGUGUCUGGCAAGCUGAGUAGACAUCUUAAUCAUUCAAUUGCUCCAAGUUAUGCCCGCGAGCUUGAUGCAAGCAGUCUCCGCGCAUUCAAGGAGGCAUUCCUGUUGAUAUUGGCGAAAUCUGCCCAAGCAAAAGGAGAUGCGCGAUCAGGCGAUUGA